Molecule: messenger RNA, 1905 nt
Organism: Nelumbo nucifera (sacred lotus)
Lineage: Eukaryota; Viridiplantae; Streptophyta; Magnoliopsida; Proteales; Nelumbonaceae
Product: flavonoid 3'-monooxygenase
Molecular function (GO): iron ion binding; monooxygenase activity; heme binding
Source: RefSeq, a predicted model, not a curated record
CUGCUCUUCACUCCUUCCCCCACACGCGAGUGGUAGGUGGGCGUUUUGCUUUAACAAUAGUAGAUAGACUGAACUGAAGGGUAGUUACAAACUUACAAUUCCUCUCUUAUUAAAGCCCCGGAGCCUCCUCCCUCUUGUAUUAUCUUCAUGAAACACUGAACCACCACCACAGUACACUACACAGACAAACAAAGGUAGCCAUGACUCUUCUGGCCUUUGUUUCAUUCACUCUUUUCGUCGCUUUUCUCAUCUAUUUCCUCUUCAACCUGCUCAAUCGAUACCCUCGUCCCCUUCCUCCAGGCCCUAAACCAUGGCCCAUCAUCGGCAACCUCCCCCAUCUGGGAACCGUGCCCCACCACAGUCUCGCAGCCAUGGCUCGUACUUACGGCCCCCUCCUCCACCUACGUCUGGGAUCAGUUCACGUCGUCGUUGCAGCGUCGGCGUCUGUUGCUGCACAGUUCCUUAAAACCCACGAUGCCAAUUUCUCGAGCCGGCCACCUAAUUCUGGCGCUAAGCACAUCGCUUACAACUACCAGGACCUUGUCUUUGCACCCUAUGGUCCCAGAUGGCGCAUGCUCAGGAAGAUUUGCUCCGUCCAUCUCUUCUCCGGCAAGGCCUUGGAUGAUUUCCGUCAUAUCCGACAGGAGGAGGUCGCAGUGUUGAUCCGGGCCCUGGCCGGAGCGGGAAAGGCCGCAGUGAAUGUAGGGCAGUUGCUGAGCGUGUGCACUACAAAUGCACUGGCGAGGGUGAUGUUGGGAAGGAGAGUGUUCGGAAGCGGUGAAGGAACGGGGGACCAGAAAUCCGAAGAGUUCAAGGAGAUGGUGGUGGAGUUGAUGGUGCUGGCCGGGGUUUUCAACAUCGGCGACUUUGUGCCUGCGCUAGACUGGUUGGAUUUGCAGGGUGUCGCUUCUAAGAUGAAGAAGUUGCAUGCGAGAUUCGAUAACUUCUUGAAUGGGAUCUUGGACGAACACAGGGUCAUGGGUGGUGGCUCCGAAGGUCACACGGAUUUGCUCAGUACCUUGCUCUCGUUGAAGGAUAACGUAGAUGGCGAAGGAGGGAAGCUCACGGAUACAGAAAUCAAGGCCUUGCUUUUGGACUUAUUUACAGCAGGCACCGACACAUCAGCAAGCACAGUGGAAUGGGCGCUGGCCGAACUCAUCCGGCACCCUGACAUGCUAGCUCGAGCUCAACGGGAACUCGACGCUGUCGUCGGUAAGGACCGGCUGGUGACGGAAUCCGACAUAUCUCAGCUUACGUACCUGCAAGCAGUGAUCAAGGAAACAUUCCGGCUCCACCCGUCAACACCGCUCUCCGUCCCCCGAAUGGCAUCCGAAGGCUGUGAGAUCAACGGAUACUACAUUCCCAAGGGCUCCACCCUUCUAGUCAACGUCUGGGCCAUAGCGCGGGAUCCAGCCAUAUGGCCUGAGCCGCUUCAAUUCCGGCCCGAGCGCUUCCUCCCGGGAAGCAAGCACGCCAACGUUGAUGUCCGAGGUAACGAUUUUGAAGUCAUUCCCUUUGGUGCGGGCCGUAGGAUAUGUGCCGGAAUGAACUUGGGCUUGCGCAUGGUUCACCUCUUGACUGCCACCCUGGUCCACGCAUUGGAUUGGGGGCUACAAGAGGGCCAAAUGGCGGAGAAGCUGAACAUGGAGGAGGCGUAUGGCCUGACCUUGCAAAGAGCUGUUCCCUUAACGGUACACCCACGCCCAAGGUUGGCUCCACACGUCUAUCGUGCCUCGUCCUAGACUUUGGAAUCCAAUAUGAAGCUAAGAUUUAAGCUUGCUAUGUCUAUUAGAUACCACAUCCUACUUCGUAUGCACCUCUUUUCUUUCUUUUAUAUUUGUUUUCUCCUAAGGUGUCACUGGAGUAGUCCCCUAUGAAUAUAUAAUUACAGUUUCAUUUCUUCUA